AUGUCCCCGCUCUGCGCCCCCCGAGCUGCGGCACCAUCGUCCCGGCUCCACCUUAACCGGAGCGGCCGCGCCGCGCUGCCCGCGCCCGGGCGGCUCCGCGGGGCGUUUAUCUCUCCCGGGAUCAGCCAAUAUUUGUGGCCACGUCAGGAGAACGAGCCCAUCCUCGCCCCGUGCUCCCGCUCAGUCCAGUUCUGCCACCCUGCUCCGCUCCCUGCCUCAUCGCGUUCGGCUUCUCGGACUGCUGGGACUCCCACGCCACGGGAGAUGAUGGUCACCGUGGCUCUCCUGCCUCCUGAGCCUCCUACGGAUGGCGGCAGCCAAGGGGGGUGGUGUCCGGCCUGCGGAGUGGCAGCGCUGGCCCCCGGAACGCAGCGGGACGCGCUCCUGGCGCUGGCCAAGCAGAGCAUCCUGGCCAAGCUCCGCUUGCCAGCCAGGCCCAGCGUCCCCCAGCCCCCGUCCCGGGGGGCUCUGCUGACCGCGCUCCGCAGGAUGGAGCGAGCGCAGCGCUCGGACACGGCCGCCGCCACCCCGGGGAUGCUCCGGGACAGCCCAGCCCGGCCUGGGAUGGGGCUGCAGCAAUACGAGAUCCUGAGCUUUGCUGAGUCGGGAUCCUCCACUUCCCACAGCGUCCACCUGCAUUUCCGCUUCUCCCAGGAGGUGGCUGGGAGCACUGAGAUCCUGCAGGCCACCCUCUACCUGUUCUGGGCAGCCCCUGGGCCUGGGGCACAACCUGUCACCGUCAGGCUCCUGCAGCCAGACCCAGCAGGGCCAAACAUGACGGUGGCCAGCGAGACACGGCUGGAGGUGCAGAAAUCCGGCUGGACCACGCUGGACAUCGGAGCCGCCGUCCGGAGCCUCUUCAGACAAGAGACCCCACGGCUCACGGUGGAACUGGAGGUUCCAGAGGACUUGGGGUCCCCUCUCCUCUCUGACCAGGGUGAUUCCCACUGGCCAUUUGUGGUGGCCCAAGCCCAGGCCAGGACACCGCACCGCGUCCAUCGGCGCGGUGUCGAUUGCGGCGCGGACUCGCGGAUGUGCUGCCGCCAGGAAUUCUUUGUGGAUUUCAAGGAGAUCGGCUGGGAGGACUGGAUCAUCCAGCCGGAGGGCUACCACAUGAAUUACUGCUCGGGGCUGUGCCCAAUGCACAUGGCCGGCGUUCCCGGCUUGGCCGCCUCCUUCCACACCGCCGUCCUCAACCGCAUCAAAGCUGCGAGCGCGGCGGCGGCCGUGGAUUCCUGCUGCGUUCCCACCCAGCGCCGCCCCCUCUCCCUGCUCUACUACGACCGGGACAGCAACAUCGUCAAGACCGACAUUCCUGAUAUGAUUGUGGACUCCUGCGGCUGCACCUGA
Molecule: messenger RNA, 1350 nt
Organism: Catharus ustulatus (Swainson's thrush)
Lineage: Eukaryota; Metazoa; Chordata; Aves; Passeriformes; Turdidae
Product: inhibin beta C chain-like
Biological process (GO): BMP signaling pathway; SMAD protein signal transduction
Cellular component (GO): extracellular region
Molecular function (GO): cytokine activity; growth factor activity; hormone activity
Source: RefSeq, a predicted model, not a curated record